AUGUCUAUUAAUCAAUUAACUCAAGAACAAUGGGAUGAUUUAUUUCAUAAAUAUAAAUCAUUACGUGAAUCAAAUAAUAUUGCAUGGGAUGAUAUAAAAAGUGCAUUAGAAUUAGUUGGUGUCUCUGUUGCUGGUCAUGAAAUAAGAGAUUUAUUAGGACAACAAAGAAAUUGGCUUAAUCCAGAUGAAUUUCAUGAAUUAUAUAAAAAAGCUAAAGAUAUGAAAGAUACAACAAAAGCUAUUAGUAAAGCAUUAUUAUUAAAACAUGCUGAAGAUGUUAAAUCAUUUACUGUUGGUAAAAAUGAUACUGAUACUCGACAUUCAGUUAGUAAAGCAGAAGAACGAGGUUUUACACUAUGGAUUAAUAAACGUUUGGGUCAUGAUAUAGAAUUACAAGAUGGUAUUCUACCAGUUGAUCCAUCUGUUGAUGGACAAUUAUAUCAACGAUGUAAAAAUGGUAUAUUAUUAUGUAAACUUGUUAAUGUGGCUAGUCCACAUACUAUUGAUGAACGAAGUAUUAAUAGAGGACCUAGUUUAAAAAAUGUUUUUAAUGUUCAUGAAAAUCUUACAUUAGCUGUCAAUUCAGCUGCUUCUAUUGGUUGUUGUGUAGUAAACACUGGUCCAGAAGAUAUUAUGCAAGGUAAACGACAUAUUGUACUAGGAUUAAUUUGGCAAUUAAUACGUCGUGGAUUAAUCGAUACAAUUACAUUAAACAAACAUAAAGAACUAAUAGCAUUAUUACAUGAUGGUGAAACUGCUGAAGAUUUAUCUACAUUAAAACCAGAAGAAUUAUUAAUGCGUUGGGUGAAUUAUCAUUUACAUCGUGCUGGUUGUGAUAGACGUAUUACAAAUUUUAAUACAGAUUUAGCUGAUUCAGUUGUUUAUGCACAUUUAAUGGAACAAAUUGUACCAAUUGAUAAACGUUGUAAAUUAAUGUCAGCUAGUGAAAUAUUAAGUUCAACAAGUCGUCAAGAAAGAGCAAUGAAUGUAUUAAAUAAUAAUGAAACAUUAGGUACACCAUUUACAUUAUCACCAGAAGAUAUUUAUUUAGCUGGUGAAAAAAAUAAUGAUAAUCGUGAUCGUUUAAAUUUAGCAUUUUUAGCAACAUUAUUUAAUAUGUAUCCUGGAUUAGAUACUAGACGUGAUGAUUUUAUUAUAGAAGGUGAAACAAUUGAAGAAAGAACUUAUAGAAAUUGGAUUAAUUCACUUGGUGUUAAACCAUAUGUUACACAUUUAUAUACAGAUCUUAGUAAUGGUUUAAUAUUAUUACAAUUAUUUGAAAAAAUUAAACCUGGUUCAAUUGAUUGGUCAUUAGUAGAUCAAGAUUUUGAUCCAAAACGACGUUUAUUUCAAGAAACUGGUAAUUGUAAUUUAGUCAUUGAUUCAGCUCAAUCAAUGAAUAUACGUUUUGUUAAUGUUAGUGGAAAAGAUAUACAAAAACGUGAUCGGAAAUUAGUAUUAGGUGUUUGUUUUACAUUAAUGCAAGCUUAUAUAUUCAAAUUACUACAUGAAGUUACACCAGGUGGUAUUGAUAUACCACAUGAUGAUCGUGAUAUAUUAACAUGGGUUAAUGGACAAAUGAAUGAAGCUAAAGCUAAACCAAUACAUAGUUUUAGAGAUCCUUCAUUAGCUACCGGUAUACCUAUAUUACAAUUAUUAGAACAUAUUAAACCAAAUUCAACUAAUAAAGAAAUAUGGUUAGGUAAUAAUGUAGAUGAUGCAUCUAUACGUCAAUAUGCUAUAUCAUGUUGUCAUAAAGCUGGUGCUAGAGUAUUUACAUUACCGGAACAUCUUGAAGAAUUAAAUGGUAAAAUGAUUUUAACAUUAUUUGCAUCAUUACAAUUAUUAUAUUAUAAUCUUAAACAAAAAGCUGAAAAUAAACAUAAUCGUAUUAAAAAUACAGAAUUAAAAUGGUUAAAAUUAAAUGAAGAUAAUAAUAAGAUAAAUGGAACAGAAUAAGAAAAAAAAAAGAAAAACAAAAAAAGAAAAACAAAAAAGAAAAACUUUUCUCUUAUUAAUCUUCAAUAACUGUUAGCUUUUCCUUUUUCUUUACGUUUCUUUAUCUUUUCUUUUCUCUCUUUUUUCUUUUAAAACACUGACAUUCACCAUUGAUCUUCGAUGACUGUUAGUUCUAUCCUUUCUUUACCUUUUUUUCUUUUCUUUUCUCUCUUUUUUCUUUUAAAACACUGACAUUCAUCAUUGAUCUUCGAUGACUGUUAGUUUUAUUAUUUCUUUUCUUUUCUUUCUUUUCUUCUUUCUUCUUUCCUUUUAAACAUUCAUAUUCAUCAUUGAUCUUCGAUGACUGUUAGUUCUACCCUUUCUUUGCCUUUUUUCUUUUCUUUUCUCUCUUUUUUCUUUUAAAACAUUGACAUUCAUCAUUGAUCUUUGAUUGUUAGUUUUAUUCUUUCUUUUCUCCUUUCCUCUUUCUUUUUAAACAUUCACAUUGAUCACUGAUCCUUAAUGACUGUUGGUUUUUUUCUUUUCUUUUCUCUCUUUUUUCUUUUUAAACAUUGACAUUCAUCAUUGAUCUUCGAUGACUGUUAGUUUUUAAUCCUUUCUUUUCUUUUCUUUUCUUUUCUUUCUUUUCUUCUUUCGUCUUUCUUUUUAAACAUUCACAUUGAUCACUGAUCCUUAAUGACUGUUGGUUUUUUUCUUUACUUUUCUUUUCUCUCUUUUUUCUUUUAAAACAUUGACAUUCAUUAUUAAUCAUCAAUGACGGUUAGUUUUAUCUUUUCUUUUCUUCUCUUUUUUUCUUUCUUUUCUUCUUUCUUUAUUUUUUCUUUUUAAACAUUCACAUGAAUAUAUUGUAAUUCAUAUUCAUUCUCAACAAAAAAAUAAUAGAAGAAAAAGAAGAGGAGGAAAAAAAAAGAAAGAGUCCAUUUUAUUGUUAAGGAUUGAAUGAAUCAAAUUGUUUAUAGAAAAAAAAAUUGUUUUUUUUUUAAAAUUUUUUUCUCUAAAAACACAAAAAAUAAAACAAACAAAAAAUUUAAUUGAUUUCUGAUGGACAUAAUUUUUUUUCUUCUGAUUUUGGUUACUAAGUGACUUUAUUUCAUUUUGAUAGAUCCCAUUGUUUAGUAAAGAAAAAAGAGGGAUACAAGUGAAAUCAAUAACUCACUUGUUUGAUAAUGUAACCUUCUUUCUUUUUUUUGUUUUUUUUUCCUUUUUUUUCUAUUCUCUUCAAAAAGGUAAACUUCAUUUGAAUUGUUUGUUUUUUUUUUUUUUUUUUGGUGAUAAAAUUAAUUAGCCAAAUAAAUUAUAUAUUUUUAUUAAACAAAUGAUUGUCAUUCUAAAUAUAGUUUUACAACAUAUUAUCUAGUAAUGAUACAUAGUCAUUAAAUCUGUCAACAUUAGCCCCUUUAAUGUCCUGGUACGGUGAAAAGUGGGUAGAUUCAGCACAGGAUGAUGAUUUCAUUGUAGUAUGGAACUUUACAUUAGUGAGUUUCUAUAAUCUAACAUGAAGGUUUUCAAAACUAGGACCUAUCAGUCAAAGAUGAAAAGGACAUCUAAUGCUUUCAAGUUCACUAGGAUGGUCUAGUUUACUAUAACUCAUUAAUUCAACUAAUAAAAUUAUUAGAAUCUUCAUUAAAAAAACUUCAUUCUGAUAUCCGUCACAAUAAACAUAUCGUAACUUUUGAACAACUAACUAUUCAGAGAAUAAUCAUAAUCAGAAUGUAUUUUGUGGAGA
This is a messenger RNA of Schistosoma spindalis, 3685 nucleotides long. The record is from the annotation of a GenBank genome assembly. Lineage: Eukaryota; Metazoa; Platyhelminthes; Trematoda; Strigeidida; Schistosomatidae.